UUUAUCCCGUACGAUGAGGAUUUGGAGCCAAACGCGACCGUAGAAGCGGCCGCCGCAUUCGAGGAAAGCGUGAUUCUUGAAGAAGAUCGUAAUCUCGAGCUCCAAAGACAUUUUACUGGUGAAAUAGGCGCAUGGUAGGCAUUACUCCGAUUGAGUUUUUUUGUCGUUUUUUUUCUUUUUUUUCAUCGUACUGCGUUUCUGUUUUGAUGUAAUUUGCUCACAGCAGAAGGGAACCCAGUACAAGUAUCUAAAUUCUCUAACUUUGUGAAAUAAAAACAAUACUGAACGGAGCACAUGUCUUUUUUGUUUGUUAAUUGCACUUGUACGAACUGGUCCGUCGCCAUCAGGUCCCAUCACCACCAAAACGGAGGAGUGUAUUUGCUGCAAAGAAAUGGACCGUGUAAGGGAAGUAUGGGUAAAGUAG
Molecule: messenger RNA, 424 nt
Organism: Porites evermanni
Lineage: Eukaryota; Metazoa; Cnidaria; Anthozoa; Scleractinia; Poritidae
Source: the annotation of a GenBank genome assembly